UACCAGGGUUUACAAUUAUAGAAGCUCUUUCCUUAUAUAGGCUGAUUCUCAAAUCUGAAAGACAGUCCGAAAAACGACGAUUGCCAAGCCCGCUUUUGUCUCCAUCAAGUAGGAAGAGGCCGGGAGAGAGAGAAGGUGGAGAUCUACAGGUAGAGGGAUCGGAGACGAAUGGGGAGAGGAAAGAUAGUGAUAAGGAGGAUCGACAAUUCGACGAGCAGGCAAGUGACGUUCUCGAAGCGAAGGAAUGGAUUGCUGAAGAAGGCGAAGGAGCUAGGCAUCCUGUGCGACGCGGAGGUCGGAGUCAUCAUCUUCUCCAGCACCGGCAAGCUCUACGAUUACGCUAGCUCCAGCAUGAGGUCAGUGAUUGAUCGGUACAAGAAAGUAAAGGAGGAGGAUUACCAAUUGGCAAAUCAAACUUCUGAGGUCAAGUUCUGGCAAAGAGAAGCAGCCAUGCUAAGGCAACAACUGCAAAACUUGCAGGAAAAUCAUCGGCAAAUGAUGGGUGAAGAACUUACUGGUCUGAGUGUGAAAGAUUUACAAAGCUUGGAGAACCAGCUGGAAAUGAGUCUUCGUGGUGUCCGUACAAGAAAGGACCAAAUUUUACUUGAUGAGAUACAUGAACUAAACCAAAAGGGAAGUCUCAUACAUCAAGAAAACCUGGAACUAUAUAACAAGGUAAACCUAAUUCGUGAGGAAAACCUGGAAUUAUAUAAGAAGGUUUAUGGAUCAAGGGGCAAGAAUGGAAUAAGCAGGAAUGCCAUCCUUACUAACGGUUUAAGUAUUAAUGAGGACCCACAUGUACCUGUCAAUCUCCAGCUUUGCCAACCACAGCAACAAAACUCUGAGAACACAUCAGGAGCUACGGAAUUAGGAUUACAACUGCACUAGUGGAAAAGAUACUGACUCCAGAAGAGUGUAUGAACAAUCCAUUUCACUGAAUCAAACUCCAUGGUCACAAAUUUAUAACUCAGUUGUAAGGAUCUUAUAAGAACCAAAGGUUGUCCAGGAACACUUCAAUUGACAUGGUUUGUGCAACCAGGUUUGGUCUGCGAGGUAACCAAAGUAUAGUUACCUAUGUCAUGAUGACUAAAUAAAAAUGAAUGUUGAGCACUGCAAUCAUACUAGGAACUACAUAUUAUCCAGUGCUUCAUAACCAUAUUCUUUUUCAUUUUCUAUUGGUAAGUGCAUUAGAAAUAUAAGUUAUGUCUCUGUUGAACUGAA
Molecule: messenger RNA, 1221 nt
Organism: Ipomoea nil (Japanese morning glory)
Lineage: Eukaryota; Viridiplantae; Streptophyta; Magnoliopsida; Solanales; Convolvulaceae
Product: MADS-box transcription factor 23-like
Exons: 9
Coding region: 169-888 (239 amino acids)
Biological process (GO): positive regulation of transcription by RNA polymerase II
Cellular component (GO): nucleus
Molecular function (GO): protein dimerization activity; DNA-binding transcription factor activity, RNA polymerase II-specific; RNA polymerase II cis-regulatory region sequence-specific DNA binding
Source: RefSeq, a predicted model, not a curated record